Messenger RNA from Sorex araneus (European shrew), 3113 nucleotides. It is a transcript of the gene IFT57, whose product is annotated as intraflagellar transport 57. The transcript is spliced from 11 exons. NCBI's taxonomy places the organism in Eukaryota, Metazoa, Chordata, Mammalia, Eulipotyphla, Soricidae. The record is from RefSeq and is a predicted model, not a curated record. Gene Ontology annotation, biological process: non-motile cilium assembly; intraciliary transport. Gene Ontology annotation, cellular component: cilium; centrosome; intraciliary transport particle B. Bases 126 to 1415 code for a protein of 429 amino acids.
UUCCCUGGUGACAGGUUGCCCGGCGGUCGCCUGGUAACCAGUGGCGGCCGUCCCGACUGGGCUGCAGGCAGAGGCCUCCGGCCGCGGCCCGAAGCCCAGGGCGGGCUCUUUCGGUCGGUCCUGUGAUGGCGCGCUCCGCGGCAGUGGUCACGCCGUCGGGUUUGGAGGAUGGGGCGUCCCGGGCCCGCGGGGAUGGGGCGGGGGAGGUGGUCGUGGAGCGGGGGCCCGGCGCGGCCUACCACAUGUUCGUGGUGAUGGAGGACCUGGUGGAGAAACUGAAGCUGCUCCGCUAUGAGGAGGAACUCCUCAGGAAGAACAACCUGAAGCCCCCGUCCAGACACUAUUUUGCACUGCCUACUAACCCUGGUGAACAAUUCUACAUGUUUUGCACUCUUGCUGCUUGGUUGAUUAAUAAAGCAGGCCAUUCCUUUGAACAGCCUCAAGAAUAUGAUGACCCUAAUGCAACAAUAUCGAACAUAUUAUCUGAGCUUCGAUCAUUUGCAAGAACUGCAGAUUUUCCCCCUUCAAAAUUAAAAUCAGGUUAUGGAGAGCAUGUAUGCUAUGUUCUCGACUGCUUAGCUGAAGAAGCAUUAAAAUAUAUUGGCUUCUCAUGGAAAAGGCCAACAUACCCUGUGGAAGAAUUAGAAGAAGAAACUGUUCCAGAAGAUGACGCUGAAUUGACAUUAAGUAAAGUAGAUGAAGAAUUUGUGGAAGAGGAGACAGACAAUGAGGAAAACUUUAUUGAUCUCAAUGUUUUAAAGGCCCAGACCUUCCGCUUGGAUAUGAGUGAGUCUGCCAAACAAGAAGAUAUUUUGGAAUCCACAACAGAUGCUGCGGAAUGGAGUCUAGAAGUGGAACGUGUACUACCACAACUGAAAGUCACGAUUAGAACUGACAAUAAGGAUUGGAGAAUUCAUGUUGAUCAAAUGCACCAGCACAAAAGUGGAAUUGAAUCUGCUCUAAAGGAAACAAAGGGAUUUUUGGACAAACUCCACAGUGAAAUUAGUAGGACCCUGGAAAAGAUUGGCAGCCGAGAAAAGUACAUCAACAAUCAGCUUGAGCACUUGGUUCAAGAAUAUCGUGCCGCUCAGGCCCAGCUGAGUGAGGCAAGGGAGCGAUAUCAGCAGGGAAACGGUGGAGUGACGGAAAGAACCAGAAUCCUCUCUGAGGUUACAGAAGAAUUAGAAAAGGUAAAACAAGAAAUGGAAGAAAAAGGUAGCAGUAUGACGGAUGGUGCUCCUUUGGUGAAGAUUAAACAGAGUUUAACAAAACUGAAGCAAGAAACCAUUCAGAUGGACAUUAGGAUUGGUGUUGUGGAGCAUACGUUACUCCAGUCAAAACUGAAGGAGAAGUCCAACAUGACUAGAGACAUGCAUGCAACAGUUAUUCCAGAAUCUGCAAUAGGCUCUUAUUAAAGCUUAAAUUUUUCAGUUGGCUUUUAUAUAUAUAUUUGUAAUUUUAAAACAAUUAUAUCUCUUACAGUAUGUUCAAUGGCUAUUUUUAUACAUACACAUAUUACAUAGUGGUGAUAAAGCCUUUAAGUUGAAUAUAAUAUUUAAUAAGGUAAUUUAAAAUUCUUUCUAAGAACUUUUCAUUAAGCAUUACAUAUAUAUAAAGCCCCCUCCUGGUGACUCAUUUUUCCUGCUAUUCUUUGUGUAGGCCAAUGCCAUCCUUACUCUUGCUUUAUGUUUCACUAAAACUGUGUUUCAAAGAUAGCUAAGAAGAAGCGUAAGUCUCCUGAUUCACAUUGAGUUUAUUUCAUGAGGUUUUAUUAACAAAAAGUAUGCUGUAGAAUAUUCUGUGAUCUAGAGCAGCUUUUCUCAAUCAGGAUAUUCCCAGGACACAUGAAUGAAAGUCACACAAAUGGGGAGCCACAACAUAAGACUAGAUUCAGGAGCUGGAGCAAUAGCACAGCGGAUAGGGCAUUUGCCUUGCAUGCGGCCGACCUGGGUUCGAUUCCCAGCAUCCCAUAUGGUCCCCAAAGCACCACCAGGAGUAAUGAGCCAGGAGUAACCCCUGUGCAUCACCGGGUGUGACCCGGAAAAAAAAAAGAAGACAUACAAACCCAGUUUAGAACAGGAAGGAAACAAGGUUUGGAAGGGGUGAAGUACUGAACUAGAUCAGAGAUUCCCAAACUUAUUAUUGGGCCAGUAUGUUCUUAUCAGAAAAAAGAUUCACUCAGUUCCUCCUGGAAAUCUACCAUCUUUUUUAGUAGACAAAUACAAUGCCACCCCCCAGUUGCACCUGAGGCGACUACUAGAUCAUUGCAGUGUCCCCAAAGGGGGGCUUUAGAAAGCACCAGCUUGAGUGCACUGCUCUAGAGCCACUAAAUCAAUCAGUUUGCUCUUAUGAUAUGAUUACAGUAUGGUGUAUGGGUGUAUCUGUAUGUGUGUAUAUGUGUAUUUUAUAUAUAUAAUAAAGAGAGCUCCUUUUUUUCCCCGUUGCUUGGGUCACACCCAGUGAUGCACAGCAGUUACUCCUUGCUCAUGCACUCGGGAAUUACUUGGGGGACCAUAUGGGAUGCUGGGACUUGAACCCAAGUCAGCAGCAUGCAAGGCAAAUGCCCUAACCACUGUGCUAUUAUUCCAGCUCAGAGAACUCCUGUUUCUUAAGGAAUCAUUUUGUAGCAGAAGGAUAAAGCAAAUCAUGUGAAGGUCAGCCUCCCUGUACAGCUAAUCACAUGUUACUGAACAACCUUCUAAGCUGACUGAGCUUUCUAAAUUGGUGAAGUAGGAAUAUUAGAGUAACCAGACUUAAAACCAGGCAAAAUACUAAGUGGAACACAAGCCAGAAGAAAAACCACAUAGGUUGUUUUAAAGAAAAAAGUUUGAUGAUAGAUUUUGAUAUGAUAAGACAAAAAAAAACCAAAAUGCAUAGUAAAAUCAUUUUUUCACUUUUUUAUCCUCUUUAACUUUUUAUUUUUCUUUUAUUUCUAUACAGAUACUCUAAGGUAUGCACCAAAAAAUCUAUUUCACUCUAAAGUCUAGAAGAAAGAAAAUUCUAUUCUGUAUAAACUAUUACACAAAAGGAUGACAAACUGGUUUAUUUGAUUUUCAAGAAAAGGGAGGAAAACCCACCAUACGUAUUUUGAAUAAAGUAUGAAAAUUUCCUUU